Messenger RNA from Penaeus chinensis, 451 nucleotides. Its product is annotated as NADH dehydrogenase [ubiquinone] 1 beta subcomplex subunit 2, mitochondrial-like. The record is from RefSeq and is a predicted model, not a curated record. Gene Ontology annotation, cellular component: mitochondrial inner membrane. The transcript is spliced from 3 exons. The coding region runs from base 80 to 364 and encodes 94 amino acids. Lineage: Eukaryota; Metazoa; Arthropoda; Malacostraca; Decapoda; Penaeidae.
GGCCGACCCGAGCAUCACCAGCUGAUCGGCAAAGGAAAACACUCUCUCGGGGAAGUCGGGGAUUCCUAUUAUUUCUAAAAUGUUUCCUGCGAGGAGCUUGAUCAGGGUGGUCCCUGCACUGAGCAGAGGAUUUGCUACGUCUCUCCCUAAACACGGAGGAGGAGCAUGGGCAUAUCGUGCUUCACCGGCAAAACCAAGCAAAUUUACGCUAUUUAAGGCAGAAAUGGUUGGUGCGGUGAUGUGGUGGUGGAUCUUGUACCAUCUUAUGACUGAACCAGAGCAUAUUACUGGUGAAUUUCCAUAUCCAGAUCCAUCAAAGUGGUCCAACGAAGAGCUCGGAAUCCCUGCCGAUGACGAGGAUUAAAAAUUAAUUAUAAGGUGUCAAUUUCACUAAAGUUUAGCUAAUGACAGGUCUUUUGUGAAAAUGUAAAUAUAUAUAUUAUGUAAUUUU